UAGAGUGACUUUCACUCGAUCGUCUAUAAUUUCAGCUUUGUUCAACUUUCCCAGAGUCGUGAAAUUUGAAUCGUUGCUUGUGUCUAUUUCACUAUCUACCUGGAGUAGACUCAUUUGAACAGUAGAGCAAACAAUUGUAAAAUUUUAGCUUAAGCUACUAAUCCAAUUAUUGUUUUCACUAAUUUCAACUAAGAAUACAUAGGGAAAUUAUACAAAAUUUAACAUUGAGGAUCAUGAACAAAUAAAUUAAAAACAUGUUCCAACCACUAUCACUACAAUUCAGAUUCAACUUAACAAAACUUGUUUUCUUUUCUUUCCAUUCUUUUGUUCCUUUCUUCCCUUCCCUGGAUAUCAUCUUCUCUCAAUUUCACAUGAAAACAACAACUACCUCUACGGCUUCAACAAAUACACCUAAUAAUGGAAACGUCAAAAAUGAUGUUAAAAGUGAUAAAACAACUUUGAAAUCAGUUGCAGUGCAAUCUUCAUCUGUCAUUACAUGUGUCACUUCACCCAUGAAUUCAGUUGCGUCCUCAACAUCAACUGUUGCUCCAACUCGAAAGAAGUCAAUUGAUGAAUGAAAGGGGAAAACAAGCGAUACAUUCAGUUUCUAGUUCCAUUAAAAUAUCAGACACUAAACGUGUCAUUAAACCCAAAGUGAUCAACACUAAAUUGACUCCAAUGGUGAAUCAAAUCAAUUUAAAGCCAUCGAUAACUUCAGUGUUGCCUUGUUCAACUCAAGUAACUACAGUUACAUUAAAUAAUUAAAUAUGUUUGUGAAGUCUGUUGAACAGGGAAACGGAUAAAAGAUUCAUGAAUGGUUAUGAUAACAUUGGAUUAACUCCGAUCAUUUGUUCUCAGUCUACACCUAAAGUUACAUCAACUAGUACUGUAUCUUCGAUAACUGCAACAACAAUGAUAACAACAACUUCGCAUAGCGCUAAAACAAAAUUCAUCUCAAAACAUUUGAGUCAAAUGAACAAUGAAAGUGAGAAGCGUAAAGAAUCUGAUUGCAAAUCCGAUAAAUCAGAAGCACCUCGUAAACAGAUGAAAGUAUCUCAAGUCAAUGAUAAAAAAUUCACAAUUGUCAGUAACUUCAUCUAACCAGAACGAUUCAUCAAAAUUACCAUCAGCACCGACAAGCCCAAAAGCAUCUUCCACUCAAAUCAAUACUAUUUAUAAAGCAGCUUCCAAUAAUGUCGUGAACAAAAUAACACGAGAUGUCAAUGAAAAUUGUAAGACUUCACAUUCAGUUGGGACAUCAAUUUCACCCAAUAAUUCACAAACCUCUGUGAACGCACCUAAAAAUGUUCCAUCUUCCGUUAUAACAAAUACAGUAUCAGCUGGAAAUUCAAAUGCGUCCAAUUCUAAGUCUAAUAAUAACCAAUCAACUAAUAGUGAAGUUAAGAGCAAAGGUAUUAAGUUUGAUGAUAAAGUAGUAAAGUCACCAAAUUCAAUAAAAGCACCGUCAAUUAGUUCAUCUCAACCAUCAACAGUAACUUCAAAAUCACUUUCAUCUUCUUCUUCAUCUUCAUCAACUCAUUUAGUUAUAGCACCUUCACCAUUACCGUCUACUUCAUCAUUAUCGCCUUCACCUAAAUUAACAUCGACUUCAACUUCAGUUAGUUCAUCUCAAUCAUCAACAAUAUCAACAUCGGCUUCAAACUCAUGUACAUCAACAUCAACCCCAACUUCAACAAACGUUGUAUCUUCAUCCUUUUAUCCCACAACUACAUCAACAUCAUCUUCCACAUCGACAUCAAUAAUUCGUUUAAUGAAUAAUCAAAAGCAAAAGGUAAAACAUUCAGGUCAAGGUGAUAAACGUCACCGAAAAUCACCAAAACAUCUAAUUCACAGUCUCAUAACAACAAGAAUAACCAAUCAACUAAUAGAGAAGUCAAGAGCAAUGGUAUUGAGGUUGAUAAUAAAGAAGUAAAUUCAUCAAAUGCAAUAAAAUCACCUUCAGUUAGCUCAUCACAAUCAUCUUCUUCACCAUUAAAUUUAGUGUUGUCACCAUCACCUUCACCUUAAUUACAAUUGAGGAACUUACUUUUACUUUUGUUGAACGGUAGAUCCUGGUAUAGUUAAUAUAAAUAAUAGAAUGACAAUAUUUUUAAAAUAAACUUGAAAAUAGCGUUGGUGUGAGUUGAAACAGUUGUUACGUUGGUUAAACAAAAUUACGUUGGAGGACAAACAAGUGUACCAAAGGGUUAAACUGAAAUGUAACGGAACAAGAACGGAUUUUUUCUUCUUUUUUAUACUUUCCAUUCCCACCCUUUCCUGUGUAACCUUCCCUUAAGAUUUAACAUAUUUACUUGGGUGCGUUACACUCCGUUCUUAAAUUUGAUUUAAUGUUCAAUUUAAUAUAUAUUUUAAUACCACA
This is a messenger RNA of Tetranychus urticae (two-spotted spider mite), 2380 nucleotides long. The record is from RefSeq and is a predicted model, not a curated record. NCBI's taxonomy places the organism in Eukaryota, Metazoa, Arthropoda, Arachnida, Trombidiformes, Tetranychidae.